UUGUUUUUGUUUUUUUGCGGCCAGAGUUUUAAAAAAAAAGUGCUCCCCAAUUUUGUUUUGUCCCCUUCGUGGUCAUUGAAAUGUGCAGUGCAGGCUUCAGUAAAUUUGAAAGGGGCAAGUGGAUGGUAGGCGGGGCAAACUGUGAUAAAGACCCAUCCUUCCUCGGAAAUACCAACCAGGUGGAGGCUAGGUUUUGUUUUAGCGAACUACGCCAUCGCCCACACGGGCUGUUUUCACUGUGAAGAAGAAGAAGGAAGAAACGUUAUUCCUCUCUGCCAACGCGUCUUUCGACGGAGUGGAAACGUUCCGCCAUCUCUGCCUUGCAUUCGGCGGAUUGAAUGGCUCGCUGUCAUUUGACUGGACAAUAGACAGCUUGUUUGCUCGCUGCAGAUAGCAACUUCAUCUUAAUUUGGACCUCGAGUGUGUCUCUUCCUGGGUUUCACAACUUUUGACUGAUACUGAUGGCUGGACACGAAUGGGAUGACUGGUUCGACCGGGAGGAAUUUAUUGGACAGAUAAGCGACAUGCGAGUGCAGAACCUGCAAGUGUAAUCCACCCAUUGAAGUCCAAGAUCUUUUCCAAGAUAUUCAGGAUGGGCAUAUCCUCAUGGCGCUUCUGGAGGAGCUGUCUGGCUGCAAGCUGCUUCACGGAUUCAAGAAGUCGUCACAUCGAAUUUUCAGACUUAACAAUAUUGUCAAAGUCUUGUCUUUCCUUGAGGAGAGAAAAGUGAAGCUCGUUAGCAUUGAUGCUGCCGAUGUUGUAGAUGGAAACUCAUCAAUCAUCUUGGGACUUAUCUGGAACAUUAUUCUCUUCUUUCAGAUUAAGGAGUUGACUGGCAACAUACGGAGCCAAUUCCCUUCAACCUCCAGCUUGGCAUCCAUACCUACCAGCACCGACAUUUCCAAAUGCAACACUUCAUUGGCUGAAAAAGAGAUGACAACCACAGCCAGAAGAGUACACAGUAAAGCCUACAAAAAACUACUCCAAUGGGUACAAAAACAAACGCGCAAGUAUGGCGUAGCCGUUCAGGACUUUGGGAAAAGUUGGACAAGUGGUCUUGCUUUCCUUGCAGUCAUUAAGUCCAUUGACCCCAGCCUAGUAGACAUGAGGAAGGCCCUGCUUAGAAGUGCACAAGAGAAUCUUGAAGACGCGUUCAAGAUUGCCCACUACAGCUUGGGUAUCCCACCCCUUUUGGAGUCUAAAGAUGUGACUAUCAGUGCACCAGAUGAACAAUCCAUCAUGACAUACGUUGCGCAGUUCCUUCAGCACUUUCCUGGGAUGGAAGAGCGAUCAGAGCCUUACCCCAUCAUCCAAAGCAGUAUUUCAAUGGGACGACUCAACAUCAGUGAACUUGACACCCACGUUUUGGGAAAUGGUAUUCAUGGCAACAGAGUGAGAGAGAGAUGCAUGAUGUUCCAGGCGGAAUGUGCAAAAGCCCCACCCAAAAGAUUUCCUUUUGUGCCAGCCGACAGAAGGGACAGUUCACCGUCCAUUCUACCGUGGCUAAGUGAAGAUGUCUUAGCCGAUUUCACUUCCACGGAAGACAAUUCAAGAAGUGCAAACAAAAAUUCUGAAGAACCUUUGGACGAAGUCUUAACUGACAUAACUGACAACCCUCUACCAUUGACACACAGUGACUCUCUCUUUGAUUCUUCAUUGCCUGAGUUGAUUCAAUCUGUGUCAGUCAUGGAUGAUUCUGCUAUCGGCUCUCCGAAUUCCUGGGCGGAAAGCGAGGAUGGAGUAAUUCAAGUGAAAUCUUAUGAGAGUCCAAGUGACUGUUCAUUGUGGGAUUGUGACACUUCUUGGAGCGUACACUGUACAAGCCAUAUUGAAAUGACCUCUGUUGAUGGAGUAUCUGUUCCCAUUUCACGUGACGUGCAAGUUGACCGGUCAAAUAUUGAUGAAGGUAUUUAUUCCCUCACGCCUAUGGAAGAAACGCAAGAAAAAUUGCUAGGAGAGGAAAAAGUUGAUGUGACACUUAGAAAAGAGACAGAAGUAGAUUUCAAAAACAAUUCCAAAGACUUUUUACAAACACCAUUGAAAGAAAUUAAAUUCAACAAUGAGAACAAAGAGGAUCAGUAUCAACAGAUGGAAAAAAAUGACCGUUCUAAAGAGGAAGAACAUCCCAGUAUAAGAGAGACAUUAUUUGGAGCGAACUAUCAAAAAAGUGAUGAUACGAACCAUUCCCGUUCAUAUCCCGAAACUGAACUCUGUUUCGACCGACCACGUUCAGAUAAAUUCAGUGUUAUAUCAAGUGCUGAUGAAGAACAGGAAUAUUCGAAGCGAGUUAUGGAUCUUGUGGAGGAUUUACAGUUUGAUGAAAAGAUAGUUGUUGAUCAACCUGUCGAAGGAGUUGAACUGGAAAACAACUUACAAAAACCCAAAAAUGACCAAACAGAUUUUCAAUAUAAACAAAUGGAUGCAAAUUCUUUCGUAAAAAUCGAUGUUACUCUCAGAGACGACUCCCCCGCUGUGCACUAUGAUGCAGAUACAGUUGUGUCAUGUGUAGAUAACGAUCAGAUGGAAAGUGAUACCCACCAAGCCCCGUGUUUUACCAAAAUUGAACAAUAUUCUUACCAACAACCGAAUUGUGACGAGCAGAGUUUUUUUCAUCAAGCUAUGGAUAAUACAAUGGAUUCACAUGUAAAUGAAAGACAAAUUGACUGUCAGAUAAGUGUUAAUAUUGAUGCAGAAGUGGAAGAGGAACAGGAGAAAACUGCUUGUCCAUUGGCAGACCAAAGGGAGGGGGAGAACAUUUUAUGUUUUGAGGCUGUCACAAAAAUGCAAAUCAAAGCAAUUGAUGCCGAGAAAACAGAUUGCCCACCUCUUCAGCCAAAAUUGAACUCCGAGAACAAAUAUGAAGACUUCACUUCAAAACAGAACACAGGAAGUUAUCCUGUGAACACAAAGAACAUGUCUUCAGCUGUUCAAGCAGCUAAAGACCAAGAUGACCAACAACAUAAUACAUUCCAUUCCGAUAAACUCGGACCCAGAGAAGAAACCUCUCUUACAGAGCUACUUGAUAGUAAAACGCAGAGCCGACAGUCUGUUUUGAGUGUAGCUGCCUUGGAGCCAGUGGCAACCGAGACUCUACCUGAAGCUCAACCUUUGAAUAUUAUGGUUGAAGACGUCUUUGUCAAGUUGAUUAAUGAAGACAAGGAGAAGACUGCGAUCAAACCUGAAACUUCUGAUUGCAAAGAGGAGUGGCAGUUCCGUGGGGGGCAACUCGGAGGACUCAAAGAAAGUGUUGACUGCAGCAAUAUAAUUGAAGCUCAGCAGAGUAAACUCUGCUCUUCCUGGAGGGGCACAGACUCAAUGAGAGACGGCACAAAAAUUCCCAGUCAGGACAAAGUCUUGAACCCACCAGUCCUGCGUCAAAGAAAGGGAGUUUUUUCUCAGGCAACGGACAAUCUGUCAAUGAUGGCUGCAUAUUCCAGGCAAUAUAAGAAGAAUGUGGAAUGUGAAUUCUGUUGGAUUGACAGCUGGGAGCUUUACCUGCUGUUCUUGCUAUGGCUGCUGCUCUACUGCUUCUGGCUCUUGCCACAAAUGGACCUGAAGACUUUGCUCAGUUUGCUGUUCAACAAUAACCACUGAAGUCACACUUGCACAUAUGCUUGUUUUACACUUCUUAAGAAAAUAUCUUGUAUUUUGUUACCAAGAUUACAGACUAUUCUCCUCUAAGUGAAUGAUGAAAAAAAAUAUAUAUUAUUUUUGGAUUUUUAAAUAGACUGGAAGCCUUUCAGGGAGUUAUGUCCAAACAAGACAUGGAAAAACAACCAUACUUUUUUUUUUUUUUGUGAUUGGGCUAUUGUAAUGGUAUAUUUAAAGAUCUUAAAAACAUGAACCAGGAACCUGCAGCUAAUAGAUUGCUACCGUCCUUACAAAUACAAGCAAACUGGACCAUAUUACACCAGUAAUUAAAUAUUUUCACUAGCUUCCUGUGAGUCAAAGGAUAGACUAUAAAAUCUUAAUGACCUUGCACAUGCUUGGUUCAACCCCUAACAGGCAUCUAGACUCCUAAGGUCAUCUGGAAAUCAAAUCGUUAGCUCCUUUAAAUCAGGGCUAAAAAAAACUAUUGUUUACCACAGUGUAUUCAUAACUGCCCAUAUACUUCAAAUGUCAUGUUAUGACUUUUGCUUUACAUUCAAUUUUUGGGUUGUAUUUCUAUUUCCUGUUUUGUUUUCAACAGUCUUGAUGAUUUAACAUGAUUUUAUGUAUCAUUUUAUUUGUGCUUUGGAUUUUUAUGUGAUGUAAAGCACUUUGAAUGACCUUGUGUUGAAUUGUGCUGUACAAAUAAAUUUGCCUUGCCUUAACAGUCAAUAGCAGUGAACGAGUUAAUAUGGUGUAAGCUUUAUCACUCCAACUUAAGUAGCAAAAUAAUAUUUCCAAUUUUGAGUCUUGCAGCCAUUAAAUUCUAUUUCCACAAAUAAAAUAGAAAACCUCCUAGUGGUAUGCAUUGUAACUGCAAUAUGUUUUUUUUUUCAAUUGGUUUGCUGCUUUUUUUCACAUCAACUUUUAAAUUUUGUACAUUAAUGCAAUGAGUGAAAACUGAAAAUCCAAGUGCAUAAAACUUCUAAAGCACAUCAAAUGCUUGAAAUGGACAGCCCAUUCAUCAAAAGCAAACAAGUAUUUAAAAUAACAGUGACAGACAUCAAAAUGAGGUCAUUUUUAUUUUUUUCAAACUAUUUUAAAGAUUACAAAAGGUGAGCUCUCAUGCAGUACUAAUAUACAAAAUAAAAGACAAAUGAAAAUAUAAACAGGUCUGAGAUGAUCAUCCAAUAAUGCAAAUUGUCUGCAUUGAACAAAUACCUCACUUUACAAGUUUUUGAUGAUACGAGCGCUUAAUGAGAGAUGGUCUCCUUAUGCGAGCAAAUUUUCAUCAUACAGGUAACAGAAGAAAUCUAGAAAAGCCUUUCUCUUGUCAUGUCUCGGAGAUGCGAUUAGGCGGAGUGGAACGUACGCAAUUCAGCAAUGUGGUGUGGGGGAACCUAGUAUUAUGUAAGUAUGGAUAUGUUGACAUCCUAUUCUAUGCUACCUGAUCCCUGAUGCUGGCACCGACAAUCUCUCGACCUGCGUGUCUAAUUUCCACCCAGUAAUGCGUGAACCCACUCAGACGUGUAAUUGUCCUGCAGAAAAAUGGAAAUGCUGCGUGGAGGCAGCCCCAGCACCACCCCAGCCAAUCGGGAGGGAGCAAGCGCAGCACCCCCCAUGGGUGCGAUAAAACCAGCCCUCAAGGAAGGGAUGAGGGGUCCCACCCGGAUCCCCAACCACCCCAACAGACGCGGCACACCGUAGGAUCUUCAUGGCCCACUAGGCCCGGGGCAGGAAGGGAUCCCCUCCUGGACUGGGCGACACCCUGCGCCCUCGCCUGGCAUCCACACUGGGGCCCAAGGAGGAUGCCGAGGUAGCAAAAAGAGAGGAAGGGGGAAGCAGCAGAAUGCUGAGAGGCGGCGCGGGACAGGAGCCCAAACUCUCUCGCAACCGACAGCCCUCACAAAGAGGAAUCCCUGCCCCGGGAGCACCGCCAUAUAGAAAUGUGUGGGACCAGCCUGUCGCCCAGCUAGGGCGGCAGACAAAACCAACUGGCCCCUACCCAGCACCGUGAUGGGUUUGUCUGGGAAGGGUAGUGCAGUGUAUGCAUUAAAAUGGGAGAGCCCAGCUGACAGGGCAGUGGGACCGCCGUGUGGAAC
Molecule: messenger RNA, 5690 nt
Organism: Corythoichthys intestinalis (scribbled pipefish)
Lineage: Eukaryota; Metazoa; Chordata; Actinopteri; Syngnathiformes; Syngnathidae
Exons: 13
Coding region: 607-3594 (995 amino acids)
Biological process (GO): nuclear migration
Cellular component (GO): nuclear outer membrane; cytoplasm; meiotic nuclear membrane microtubule tethering complex
Molecular function (GO): actin filament binding
Source: RefSeq, a predicted model, not a curated record